CAACUGGAAAAAUUGCCGUGGCUGGCACGCAAUCCGCAGCUCCAUUCGUGUGAGUUCGUCGCUUUCGUCCGUCAGCACAGGGACUUUGUGCGACGUAAACGGGUGUGUGCGAAAGUAUGAAGUGAAAUCGUACAUAAAAGUGUGUGAGAUGUUAAGUGUUAGUUUUUAUUGUGCGUAAAAAACAAAAAUGAGUGCGAACGGAUAAGCCUGUUUACUUUUCUGGCCCCUAAAACAUUGUACGCAUCGGUACACGUAACAUUUCGUAUGAACGGUUUCAAAAUGGCUGUGUUUUGAAGGACCCUUUGUCCGCUUUCGUGUGCUUCUUUCAGCAUGAUAGUGGGAUCGUACUGUCAGAAAAUUAUCUUAGAGAGGUGAGGAAGGCUCUUGCUUCGUUAUAGUGGUUCUUGUGUAGAAACGCGGAGUGGAAAAUUACUGGUUCCCGCCGAUGAGCGGUGUCGGUUGAUUGCUUUCUAUACGAGCGAUAUCCACGAAACGAUCGCUAGCAACGUGGAAUGCAUGUCAUGUUCCCGGAGCCGGCGUCGCAAUACCACAGCAGUCAGCCCUCGUGCCCGCAGCCAGAGUACCGCCCGGCAGCAUCGCCGGCCUUUCAGCAACCAGCUAAGAAGCGCCGCCUACUGAGCCCCACACAAACGCAACAACAUAACGGAAUACCACACGCACACAUUGACAACAGCGGCUACAAGAACAAGUGGUGGACAGGCGUCGGGCCGGGCUGCUGCACCGCGCCCGCCGUGCCGAGUCGCGCGUGCGAUGCGGAGCGGUCCCCGCCGCCCGCGCCGCCACCCGCUCCGCCUGUGCUUUGCGCCAGACCUUGCUGUCGCGACGCUACUGUCGGAGAUAGCAUCGAACAACGUCGCGUCGUUGAGCCUGUCAGCAGCGGCGGCGGCGCGAGCGGCGCGCGACACAAGACGGCACCGCAGGCCGCAACGACGACGGCACACAGCAAGCAGAUCGCGGCGGGCGGGGCUAACCACCCGCCCCAGCCGCAAGGUAACCACAAACAUCAACAUGGAAACAAAAAAUAUGAUAAUUCUAGAAGACCUACAGCUCGAACAAAACGCUCCGGCUGCGGUGGCGAUGGCGACUACCAGCUGGUGCAGCACGAGGUGCUCUACUCCUCGUCCAAUAGGUACGAGGUGUUGGAGUUCCUCGGGCGAGGUACGUUCGGGCAGGUGGUGAAGUGCUGGAAGAAGGGCACCAACGAGAUAGUCGCCAUCAAGAUUCUCAAGAACCAUCCCAGCUAUGCUCGUCAAGGACAGAUUGAGGUUUCAAUCCUCUCCCGCCUCUCGCAAGAGUCGGCGGACGAGUUCAACUUCGUGCGAGCGUACGAGUGCUUCCAGCAUCGCUCGCACACGUGCCUCGUGUUCGAGAUGCUGGAGCAGAACCUGUACGACUUCCUCAAGCAGAACAAGUUCUCGCCGCUGCCUCUCAAGUACAUCAGGCCGAUACUGCAGCAAGUUCUCACUGCGCUGCUCAAGCUCAAACAACUAGGUCUGAUCCACGCGGACUUGAAGCCCGAGAACAUAAUGCUGGUUGAGCCAGCCCGGCAGCCCUACCGCGUGAAGGUGAUCGACUUCGGCAGCGCGUCGCAUGUCAGCAAGGCCGUUUGCAACACUUACUUGCAGAGCAGAUACUAUAGGGCACCAGAAAUAAUCCUGGGCCUAGCAUUCUGCGAGGCUAUCGACAUGUGGUCUCUAGGCUGCGUGGUUGCCGAGCUGUUCCUGGGCUGGCCGCUGUACCCUGGCUCCUCGGAGUACGAUCAGAUCCGGUACAUCUCGCAGACCCAGGGUCUGCCUACCGAACAUAUGCUCAACAGCGCAAGUAAAACAGCGAAGUUCUUCUACCGCGACGUGGACAGCACGUACCCGUUCUGGCGGCUGAAGACUCCCGAGGAGCACGAGCUGGAGACCGGCAUCAAGAGCAAGGAGGCCAGGAAGUACAUCUUCAACUGCCUUGAUGAUAUCGGACAGGUUAAUGUACCAACGGAUCUUGAAGGCGGCCAACUGUUGGCCGAGAAAGCGGAUCGAAGGGAAUUCAUCGAUCUACUCAAGAGAAUGCUCACUAUGGACCAGGAAAGACGAAUAACUCCUGGCGAGGCACUGAACCACGCGUUCGUAACGUUAGCUCACCUCGUUGACUACGCCCAUUGUAACAACGUCAAAGCCUCCGUUCAAAUGAUGGAGGUGUGCCGCCGCUCGGGCGCGGUGGUGGGCGGCGGCGGCGGCGAGUACGUGUCGGGCGUGGUGGCGGGCGCCGCGCCGCCGCACCACCUCGCGCUCACCAUCAACCAGCAGCGACUGCGGGCCGCGCCUUAUGACAACCUGUACCAGCUAUACCAAGGCGGUCGCGUGGCAGUGGGCGGUGCUCGACAAUACGCGACGCGAGCCGCCGAGCCUUUCCCGCAUCAGUUCGUGUCGUCUAUACUGUGCCAGCCGGCUUAUCAGUACAACUUCAUACAGGUACAACAGCUAGCUGCCGCCGCAGCCGCCGCCGCCGCCGCUCACCACCAGCACGGCGUAGCCGGCGUAGCGGGCGUAGCAAGCGUAGCCGGCGUGGGGGGCGUGGCCGGCGUCGGUGACGUCAGCGGCGUAGCCGGCGUAGGCGAGUGGAGGGCCCCGUUGAUUGUGGAGCCAGCGCCCAUGCCUGAACCUGAUGUGUGGGAUGCCUUCCAUCCGCAUCAUCCACAGCAUCUUCAUCCGCAUAAGAGAUCCACAAAGCAGCAGACGUCGGUGCCGCACUACCAACCGCACCACCAAACGCAUCAAUACAGUAUGGCAAGCAGCGGCGGUAAGAAGGAGCCGACUCAGCUGUCCCCGGUCAAGAAGCGGGUGAAGGAAGGCACGCCGCCUUCCCGGCACAGGCAUCAUCAUCAUGAUCACAACGCGGGUCGAGCGGGCGGCGCGUGGGAGGGCGGCGCGGCGCACACCAUCACCAUCCGCGACACGCCGUCCCCCGCCGUGUCCGUCAUCACCAUCUCCGACAGCGACGACGACGCCGACGCGCCGCGCCGCGCCCGCCACGCCGCACAGCCACACAACAAUACCGGCGGCAGUGCAGAGUGCGCGGGCGCGGGUGCGGGCGGCGGCGGCGUCAUCUGCAGCGCGAGAGAGGCAAGGGACGACAAGCACGUCAAGCACGAGCCGCACCAGGCCUGCCAUCAUCACCAUCAGCAGCAGCAACAACAACAACAACAGCAACAAGCGGCUCCCCAACAGCAACAACAGCAACAGCCAACACAAACGACACAACAGUCCAACACGACGCGAACUAACGCCGCCGUGGCCACGCCGCAGAGUCAGAAGAAACGGCUACUGGCGCUGGCGCAGCAAGAGGCGCAGGCUAAAAGAGAUCAUGAUCAUGCGCUCGCGCAUUUGCCGCCUAGCGGGUCAACAGUACGUCAGACAAAUGACUAUCAAUGCAAUCAGUAUGUUCCUGCGCAACAUAAUAAGAGAGAUAGCAGCGGCGGUUGUCGCGAGUACCUGACGAACGCUGGCGGCGUGAGCGGAGUGAGCGGAGUGAGCGGUGUGAGCGGAGUGAGCGGAGUGAGCGUGAGCGUGAGCGGGCCGCCCGCCGCGCACAAACACGCUGCCCCACACGCGUGGCAUCACCACCCGCAUCCGCACUACAAAGCGGGUAGCGGCGGUGUGCUGUCCCCGGGCGGCGGCGUGUCGCCGGGCUACCUGCCGCCCCCGCUAUACGUGCCCACCUACCAUUAUCAUACUGGCGGCGUGAGCGGCGUGACAGGCGUGGGUGGUCCGCCCCCCGCACACCACGCCAGCGGAGCCCGGCUGCCGGGCUACCUGCAGCCCUACUCGCCCACCUACCUCGUGCCGCAGCACCACCAGCAGCACCUCUGGUACACCGACUGAGCCGCCCCGCGCCCCGCCGGGGCCGCCAGGGACCCCACGGGGUAGCAGCCCCCGCCCGGGGCUGCAGGCCUGCUGCGAGACACACUCGGGCCCCGGUAAGGCCGCCGGAGCCACAGGAACCCGACUAUCACACUACAAUUUUUAAAUAAAUCCAUGACUAGUGUGCGCCUAAGUUCCUCUACAACUGACCUCUGUACGACGGAUCAAACGAUACUUUCUUGUACAAAUUGUGAUUUUUAUUUCUUAUUACAAAGAUGAGUUUUAUAUUUCCCGGCGACCUACCACCGUAGGCGCCGCUCUUCGAGUUAUACUUAAUCGAGUAUAAAAUGUUUAAUCAUUAUUUGUUUAGAUAUGUGUAAUUUAUUACAUGAUAGCGUUGCGUAAACGCUUAUAAAUGUAUGUAUAAUAGGUUAGUGUUGCAUUAAUUUGUAUCAUUUAAUGUCGCCCGUACGGCUAUGUAUGCGGCACGAUUAUUCACAUGUAUUAUAUGGAUUGUAAAUUUCGCGUUAUAUUUUGCUGAUAAAGCGAGUAGAUUGCAUUUACUAAUAUUUUAUCAUAGUUUAGUGUUUGUACCAAAUCAUUUUUAUGGGGAAUUUAUUGAUAUAGCGAAUAUAUUAUAAUAAUAAUAACCGAAGUGUUUGUUUGGAUCGAUGCGAGCGCCGCAGUGUGGCGCGGAGAUAUUUUACUUUAACGUCACCCUGAUUUUGUCAAUUAUAAUGUUUGAUUUUAUUGUACGUAGCGAGUAAUGCUUUAGGUAUAUGAGAUUUGUUCAUACGUUUGUUACGUUCCACGUCAAGUAGCGCGGGCGCAUGCUGCCCCUCACACAACUACAAACAUUUACUGCUGUGUUUACUAUCGUAUAUUCAAAAUUAAAGGGUUUUAUAUUACGUAGAGAUAAUUAAAUGUGUAGGGCGCGGUGAUGGACUACUUGUAUAGAUGUAGAUUCGAAUGUAUUAAACGAAAUAAAAAAAACUAUCUAAGAUAUUUUAUAAACAUUUAGUACACACUAAUGAUUAACUAAGAUUGUAAUAAUGCAUGUAUAAUCACUUUAGAUAGAACGAAAUUGUUUAAAAAAAUAAUAAUGUCCUUUAUAGAAGAUGAAAAAAAAAUGAUAUAUGUUAUGCAAUUAUUUUUACGACUGCAAUUGAUUUUAGUUAAAUAUUUUGAUAAGGUGUUUAGUGACACUAGAGCUAUUAUUAUUUGCUGACUUGAUACGCGUCGAUACACGACUGGGUGUUUUAGUUUUGAACGUAAUUGUAACACGUUAUCCGAUAUGACAGGCCGGAGUCAUACACAAGUAUUACAUAGCGAGUGAUGUACAAGUGUCGCAGCUCCGGCGCGGGGCAGUCCUGGCGUACGCUACGGAAACAACUCUAUCUCUACAAACGUAUAUUCCAUUAUAUCUUUUGUAUUGUAAGAUGCAACUUUUAAAUAUAUUACAGCGAAUUUCAUUAGAAGUUUAAACUUUUAAUAAUAUAAUGCUUGUUUGGACAAACGACGAACUCUUUAGAAAUGCCUAAUAAUUAUAUUAUAUUCAUGAUAAAUAUAAAUUACGUGUAGCGUGUUUUUCUAGAGCUUUUGAUGUCAUGCGACGGCUAAUAUCGACGGAUAAUGUGCUUUUGUGUCUAUAUCCUAUUAAUUAUUACGAAGUUGUCCCACUCGGGAUUUUAAACCUUUAAUCGAUUCUAGAAAUCAUUAUGAACUAUUAAAUCGCUGUAUUAUGCUUUCCGUAGCGUAUACUAAGGAAGUUUUUUGAAUUAAUAUAUUAUUUGGUUUUAUCAUUUAGUAUUAAGUGUUUAAUUUAUAAAUAUCCACCAUUUAAUCGCAAGAUUAUUAUAAACCACUGCAUUAUUUUAAAUUCAUAUUAAAAAGGUUUUAUAUGACAAGACUACUAUGUAAUAUUAUUAGUUUUUAUCAUAAAGUUAGUACAUUAGUUUUGCUGCCCGACAAUAAUGAUUAUGUUUAGUUUUGUAUUUCUAACGGUUGUAGUUAUAACUAUAUGUAUGUUACUUUAUUUUGUUUUAUUGUCAACUGGCUGGUUGAUAUCGACCAUCGUAACGAAUACGUCAAAAAAAUACGAUUCAUCAUCUUUCUUUCUGAAUUGUUGAAUCUCUUCUUUUCUCUUAUUACGUAAAUAGUUCUAGCACUAUGUAACUUUCUUUAUUACGAAUAUACACAGAAUGUUUUAUUGCUAUAUUUGAAACAUCAAAAUGUUCAUUUUUCAUGUGUUUUGAAGUGAAUAUUUCUUCAGACCUACUCGUUACGAUGUCCGAUGAACGCGGGCUUGUGAUUGGUCGGGCCUUUGUUUAUGCAUACAUAUAUCCACAAUUAAUAUAAUUAUAUUACAUUUGCAUAAAUCAAUUGAAUGGGAUUGCUAUUGAUUUUAUAUAAAUCGAAUUUUAACGUAUAUAAUUCAGUAUUUGUGUUUAAGAACUUGGAAUGAUUAUAAUAAAGGCGAAGGCCCGGCCGGCCACCGGCCCGGUAGUGCGAGAUUGCCCUCAAGCGAGGCUUUAGUCAAUGAUCUCUGUCGAAACGUGCACAUAUUAUAACUAUUACCCCUCGUACCGCUAUGUAGCACGGCGUUAGUUCGUCUCAAUCUUUUGUUUUAGUGAUUUUAUUAUUUCUAAGCUUUUAUUGGAGUUUUGGGGUUUAUUUUUAAGAGUAUUAACAUAUGGAAUGUUAACACAUUUUCUAUAAUAAUUUUGUCCUAGUUCAUAUACGUCUGCUUACGGUAUCGUUUGAAAUUGCCUUAUUAUGUUUUAGUGAUGUGUAUAUGGGGCAUGUUGUCGCGGCGCAUUCGACCCAUUAUAUCGCAUAUAUUUAUCUGUAUCGACUUACGGUUAACCCCACUCUCGCCGGACAAUCGAUACCUAGUCGAGUGGUGGGCUCAAUCGAUUAGUCGAUACAUAUAAUACACAAGAUAACUGACUGUCUGUCGACGUGAUUCUGUGAUUAUUACUCAUUAUAUUUUAGUUGGAAAAACUGUAAAUGUUGGGUUGUUGCAAUAAGUAAAUUCUUUUGUGUGUAUAAAAUUGCAUUUUGCGAAGCAGCUGUAUGAAAUGCCCCGUGUAUAUGUAUAUUUAGUUUAGUUGUGUAUGGUUUCACCAAAACACGAUACCGAUUAUAUUUAUAGAGGAAUUAUACGAAAAAAGUCGCGAUUAGCUAAUUCGAGUGUCGACAAUAAUUUAUUGUUCUAUAUGGUAACAAUUAAAUGUACAAAAUACUCCUUGUAAGAUGGUUUAGACUUGCACCGGCUACCGCCACGCGUUGCGGACAGAUUAUAUUCCACUGUGAUUGUGUUACGUUCAAUGAUUGCCUGUAUCGGUGAAACUGUUAUGGUAGGCUUACGUUUGGUUUAAUUCAUGUAACUUUUAACUAAGUACCAGUCGGUACUAGCUGAGAACUAACUCUACAAUAAUGGGUAUUUUUAUGUUUUAAUUUAGCUUAUAGGGGCUUGUGUAAACAAGUUGAUACUAUUAACAUGUUUUAAAUUCGAUAUGUGGGUGAUCAGGGAUAUAGCACUGAUGUUGCUUAAGUUUCUCUUCAAUAAUAAUCAAAUAGUUUAUUAUUAGAUGAAAAAUUGUAAAUAAACAUCCAAAUAUCCCUUUU
This is a messenger RNA of Helicoverpa armigera (cotton bollworm), 7499 nucleotides long. It is a transcript of the gene Hipk, whose product is annotated as homeodomain-interacting protein kinase 2. The transcript is spliced from 25 exons. The record is from RefSeq and is a predicted model, not a curated record. Gene Ontology annotation, cellular component: nucleus; cytoplasm. Gene Ontology annotation, molecular function: protein tyrosine kinase activity; ATP binding; protein serine/threonine kinase activity. The coding region runs from base 513 to 3890 and encodes 1125 amino acids. NCBI's taxonomy places the organism in Eukaryota, Metazoa, Arthropoda, Insecta, Lepidoptera, Noctuidae. Gene Ontology annotation, biological process: peptidyl-threonine phosphorylation; peptidyl-serine phosphorylation.